AUGGAGCUGAGCUACGGCCUCUUCAUCUGCUCUCUGCUGUGUGUGGGCACAGAGCUGUGCUCCCCACAACCUAUCUGGAUCUCGGCUGGGCCCACCCAGCUGCUGCUGCCUGCAUCCCCCGUGGAAGUGGAGUGUCUGGAAGCCCAACUGGUGGUCGCUGUCAGCAGGGACCUUUUUGGCACCGGGAAGCUAAUCCAGCCUGCUGACCUCAGCCUGGGCCCUGAGGGCUGUGAACCCCUGUUCUCUGUGGGCACCGCUGAUGUGAUCAGAUUUGAGGUUGGCCUGCAUGAGUGUGGUAACGGUGUGCAGGUGACAGAUGAUGCCCUGGUGUACAGCACCUUCCUSCUCCAUGACCCCCAUCCCAUGGGAAACCUAUCCAUUGUGAGGACCAACCGCGUGGAGAUUCCCAUUGAGUGCCGCUACCCCAGGCAGGGCAAUGUGAGCAGCCAGGCCAUCUGGCCCACCUGGGUGCCCUUCAGGACCACAGUGUCUUCAGAGAAGCAGCUGAUUUUCUCUCUGCGCCUGAUGGAGGAGAACUGGACCUCUGAGAAACUGUCCCCCACCUUCUACCUGGGAGACACCGCCUACAUCCUGGCCGAUGUCCACACUGGCAGCCACCCGCCACUGCACCUGUUUGUAGACCACUGUGUAGCCACCCCGACCCCAGACCAGAGCGCCUUGCCUCGGCACAGCAUUGUGGACUUCCAUGGUUGCCUGGUGGACGGUCUCUCUGAUGGCUCUUCUGCAUUCCAAGCUCCCAGGUCUAAGACCGAUGUUCUCGGGUUCACCAUGGAUGUGUUCCACUUCGCUAACGACUCCAGAAAUACGAUCUACAUCACCUGCCAUCUGAAGGUCAUUCCUGCCCACCAACCCCCGGAUCAACUCAACAAAGCCUGUUCCUUCAACAAGUCCUCCAACAGCUGGUCGCCAGUCGAAGGCUCUGCUGAGAUCUGUGAAUGCUGCGGCAGGGGGGACUGUGGCACACCAGGCUCUUCCAGGAGGCAGUCCCCUGUCCAGGGGCCCAAGGCCACGUCACGAAACCGCAGACAUGUGACUGAAGAAGCAGAUAUCACCGUGGGGCCACUGAUUUUCCUGGGAAAGGCUGACGACCGUGGCGACCAUGGUGUGGAGGGUUGGCAUACUCCUGCUCACGCCUCCAUGGCGCUGGGCCUGAGCCUGGCUGUGGUGGCGUUCCUGACCCUGGCUGCUGUUGUCCUGGGUUUUGCCAGGAGGUGCCACACUGCUUCCCACCCCGUGUCCACUCCUUAA
Messenger RNA from Urocitellus parryii (Arctic ground squirrel), 1269 nucleotides. It is a transcript of the gene Zp3, whose product is annotated as zona pellucida glycoprotein 3. Gene Ontology annotation, molecular function: acrosin binding. NCBI's taxonomy places the organism in Eukaryota, Metazoa, Chordata, Mammalia, Rodentia, Sciuridae. Gene Ontology annotation, cellular component: extracellular matrix. The record is from RefSeq and is a predicted model, not a curated record. Gene Ontology annotation, biological process: positive regulation of acrosome reaction; egg coat formation; binding of sperm to zona pellucida.